CAUUUUAAUCUCAGCCAUGACAUAUAAAAGCUAAAAAUUGAUACUUUUAUUUCUCACAUUAAAAAAUACUCUCACUUAAUAUAUCUUAUAUGUAUUAGAUGUCACAUACUCUCAUCUCUCACAUUAAAAAAUAAUCUACACCGGAAUCUGAAACUAGACAAACAUGUCUCAACGAAUUGGGACAAAGCUAUUUGUCAGCAGACUCUCGUUUUAUACUACAAUGGAGCAAUUCAAGUCGAUGUUUUCACCAUUUGGAGUACUUACGGAAGCUACACUUGUAAUGGACCCAAAAAUUAAAAGGGCCAAAGGUUUUGGUUUUGUAUCUUACCGAUCAGAAAUUGAAGCGGAAAAGGCUAUGAAAUCAUUAAAUGGCACGAUAGUUAAUGGAAGGCUGAUUUUCGUUGAACCUGCAAAAUCAAAGGACUCGUGAUAUGUAAUGUUUGCCAUUCUCAAAUCUUAAGAUCAAUUCAAUUUUCAGAUGUCAAAUCACACACGAUCAAAGUACAUCCGCUCUAUGUUCUUGCUUAAAGCUCCUCUGUUUUAUUCUUCAAACAUCCAAUUUGGGACAUUAUACUGUACAAAUAUAUGAUUAUCCAUUUUGGAAAUUACAAUGCUAUAAUUAUUUUUGACUGCGGUUGCUUUAAAAAUUCAAAUAAUUUUUUGAACUUUUUGUUAUGCAAAGGUGAUUAAAAGUUGGAAUAA
Molecule: messenger RNA, 702 nt
Organism: Cicer arietinum (chickpea)
Lineage: Eukaryota; Viridiplantae; Streptophyta; Magnoliopsida; Fabales; Fabaceae
Product: small RNA-binding protein 11, chloroplastic
Molecular function (GO): RNA binding
Source: RefSeq, a predicted model, not a curated record